AUGCUAGAGACAUCGCGCAGCUCCACUCCGGCUCAAGGCGGUCGCUCCGCCUCUGCACGAGGCACGCCAGAAGCGAGUGGCCGCAGCUCCAGCGGCCUUCACACCAGAGAGUCUUCGGGCAGAGAUAGAAGUGCGAGCAGGAGCAGGGACAGCAGCGCGAACAAUGCUGCUGCCCAUACACCCGGUUCCAGCAUGGCAAACUUCAACAUUGACUCGUUCGACUUUGGCGCAGACUUUUCCCUUCCCUCCGGACUGGAUGAUCUCAACAUCUAUCACCAUGGUGCGGCUGCUGGCAGCGUCACCCACUCUGCACCCGGAAGUAUCACUGGCGCUCCCAGUCCCGCAGCUGGCAGCAGCAGUGGUAAAGGAGGUGCAGCUGGCGGUGGUGGAAGCGGCAGCAGGCAUGGAAGUCCGAGAUCAGCUCACGUCAGUGCGGCCAACUUGGCUGGAGGUACGGGUUCUACCGCAGCUGGUUCGCCUCUCGCCAAUCUCCUUCUCAGCAUGAACGGGACGGAGGGCAACAGUGCUGCGCAGUUGCUCGGCUUGAAUUCCAAUCACCUCUCCCACCUCGAUGCCCGCUCUCAAAGCCAACAUCCGCAGGAUCGUCAACUAAGCAUAAGCGAUCUUCAGCGCAUACUGGCCGAGAAGGAGCACGCUGAGCGGCUGCAGAAUCUGCAGACCGCCGUGCUAAGACAGCAGUUGGAAGCCUUGCAACGUCAGACUGAAGGUCGUGGUGGAGACAAUUCGCAGCAAAGGGGCAACCAGCCGCAGCAGCAGCAAAAUGGUGGACUUUCGGUCAAUACAAAUGCCUUCGCCUUGCAGCAGCUGCAGCAACAGCAACAGCAGCACCUCCUGGCCAUGGCAACUCAAGCUUCCCAAGGUAUCACGCCCACACAGUCGAAUGCUCAGAGCCCCUUCGUCUCACCCUUUAGCUCGACUUCGCCUCACUCGCAGAUCGGCAAUCCCUUCAUGACAGGACAGCCACUGGCUCAAAAUGGCGGCGGCAUGAGCUCGUCUGGUGCAGCUACGAGCUCGGCAAUGGCGCAGUAUGGCCUGCUGACGCCCAUGAAUUCGGGUGCUUUCAAUUCGUCGUCGCAAGCACACAUGCCCUUUGUGAGUAAGGUCGAGUCGGUUUCUUCCCAUCGCUUCUCCGCUGAUGCAAGCCUUGCGCAUGACUCGCAGACCAAUGGAAGCUUCACACCUCUGGAAUCGCCAGCGAUCACCCCAGCAAGCGUCUUCUCCAACGCUUCUACAGCCACCACCACUGCAGACUUUUUCUCUCCCCUCACAUCACCUGCGCUGAGGCCGCAAAUCCCCACGAGUGAUUUGAUGCUUCCACCCUCGGCAUCGAGUGCAGCAGCGAGGCUGCAUGCAGCUAGCACUUCGCCCGCGUUUGGGCCUCAGCGAACAGGUGCACCUCCUAGUGCGAGCCCAUUGGCGCUCAUGGGCCACUCCAAGCCGCUGCCCAGAAAGAACAGGAGCACGACGGCUGAAGCCCGCGCGAACAAGAUGCGUCCCAGUCCACUAGUCAAGCCCACUGCACCCGCGCGGAGCGGUCGGUCGAGGGGCGAUUCUGCUGCAUCCUCGGGACUCACUAGUCCUGCGACUGCUACUCCUGGCGAAGGUCAUUCUCGAUCUGGCUCGGGCAGUCAGAACCGCUCGACGAUCAGCAGCAGUGCAGCAUCGAGCAAUAGCGCUCCUGCCCCUUCCUCCACCAACUCGUCCGCUUUGCCCUCCUUCACUCCCGUCAUGGCCGGAUCUGGCAAGUCGCUGGAUGCUAGCCCGAGCGAAGGCGCUGCUAGCACGCCAAGUCCGAUCGAUCUGAGUGCGAGCAGCAUGCCGCCCCCUCCUGCGCCUUCCAACAGCAAGCCCUUGACGCCAGGCAGCAUCAUGGGCAUCGCUCCAAAGAGCGGCACCGGAAAUGGCAAUGGCCUCGGCGGUGCGAGCUCGAGCUCCAGUUCAAAGGCAAAGCAAAAGGCUGCAGUGUCAGACGCCAAAGCCGUCACUUUUGCGGAGGGAGCAGAUUCCAACGAUGGUAGUCCCGGGACGGGCAGCAACGGCAAUGCUACCCAGCCCAACAACGGCGGUGUUGGUGGCGCUUUGAGCGCGUUGAGAAACAUUGCGCCAGGACAUUUGUCUGCUGCCGAGAAGGAGGAAUGGACGGUGCACAAGGCCGCGGGUGGAGGAGCGCUGGAUUCUCGAAGGACGUCUCACAAGGCAGCCGAGCAGAAGAGGAGAGACUCGUUGAAAUACUGCUUUGAUGAGCUCAGAGGAAUGUUGCCCGCCAUUACGCUGGACGAUGAUGCGCCUGGCGGAUCCUACCUGGGCUCGGAUGGCAGGGCGGAGGACAUUGAGGUUGAAAGGUUCGAUCCUGCAGAGCUGUGCGAUGGAGAGGCGUCCAGACUGGCCAAUCGAGCCAUUAGCAAGGUGGCUCUGCUGCGCCACUCGAACGAGUAUCUGGUUCGCAUCGCUUCCAGAUUGGUGCGAAGGGACAAGGCGCUAUUGGACGCUCGUGCAGAGAUAGUUCAGCUUCGAUCCGCACUGGGUCUGCCUCCUAGUCCCUCUUGCCAAUUCAUCUCCCCUCCACCGAUAGGCUAUUUGGGAGGUAUGGGCCAUCAACUUCAUGCGCAGUACGGAUUGGAAAUGGUGCCCGGUGCGCAUCAGCUUCACUUGCAUCAACAUCCACAUCAGCACCCAUCGCAGCAGUCGACUGCUGCACAGCAGGAUGGUCAACAGUCGCACGCAAUGGACCUGGACAUGGACAUUUCCGCCGCUUGA
Molecule: messenger RNA, 2778 nt
Organism: Ceraceosorus bombacis
Lineage: Eukaryota; Fungi; Basidiomycota; Exobasidiomycetes; Ceraceosorales; Ceraceosoraceae
Source: the annotation of a GenBank genome assembly